AUGGACAGCAAUGGUGGAAAGCUACACCUUCUCUUUAUUCGCCAUGGCGAGACACAGGAUAACAUCGACAGAAUCCUUCAGGGCCUUCGAGAUACCAGUCUGACAGAGAACGGACACAGAGAAGCGCAAAUUCUGGCAGACAAAUUACGCGGCCAAACAAUCGAUGUUGUGUACCAUUCACCCCUGAUUCGAAUCGUUCAAACGAUCCAGCCCAUUCUUGCAGAUCGCACAGGCGUUCGAUCCUUUGCGGAUCCGGAUCUUACGGGGCAGGCACUCGGCGACCUCGAGGGCGGCUCGUACGACACGAUUGACAUGAGCAAUCCAAGAAGCGCUGACGGUGGGCCGGGCGUCGAGCUCUUUGACGAUUUCGUAAGACGGCUUCUACGAGCCUUUGCACGCAUCGUGGGCACCGAGGCCAAGCUAGUCGGAGCGCAGGACCGGACCGUCGUGGUCGCGACGCACGGAGUGGGUAUCACGUCUCUUUUCAAAACUCUGGAAUGUAGUCCAUCGUGCGAGGGAUUCAACCCCAAGUUGGCCGUUCGGGGGCCGGAUGCGUUCGAGGUUAGAUGGACUGACAGCGACGAUGUUGCUCGGCUGGUAGUCCCGCAGCCGACGCAGCUACCCACGAGGGACGGGUCGUUGGAAUGGUCGUUGAUUUCGGGUCAACCAUUCGUGAUAGAAGUCUGGGGUAAGAGGGAGAAAGCAUUUUGA
Molecule: messenger RNA, 711 nt
Organism: Cladophialophora psammophila CBS 110553
Lineage: Eukaryota; Fungi; Ascomycota; Eurotiomycetes; Chaetothyriales; Herpotrichiellaceae
Exons: 1
Coding region: 1-711 (236 amino acids)
Biological process (GO): fructose 2,6-bisphosphate metabolic process; negative regulation of glycolytic process; regulation of pentose-phosphate shunt
Cellular component (GO): cytosol
Molecular function (GO): fructose-2,6-bisphosphate 2-phosphatase activity
Source: RefSeq, a predicted model, not a curated record